Messenger RNA from Leucoraja erinaceus (little skate), 1396 nucleotides. RefSeq names its product basic transcription factor 3 (gene btf3). Bases 176 to 664 code for a protein of 162 amino acids. The record is from RefSeq and is a predicted model, not a curated record. Gene Ontology annotation, cellular component: cytosol; nascent polypeptide-associated complex. The transcript is spliced from 7 exons. Lineage: Eukaryota; Metazoa; Chordata; Chondrichthyes; Rajiformes; Rajidae.
UGUGGCGCCUCCCGUCAGCCGCGGCUCAGUGCGGAGCCUCCCGCCCGCCCGCCCGUCCCUCGGUACCGCCACCGGCAACUGGACGAAGCGCAAGGUAUCAACAAUUGCAACAAUAUAGAUGUGCCUGGACGUGUCCCUGCAGAGUUACAUAACAAGCCCUGGAAAGUGGGGUUAAAUGAAAGAAACAAUAAUGAAUCAAGAAAAACUAGCCAAACUGCAAGCCCAAGUACGAAUCGGUGGAAAGGGUACAGCUCGCAGGAAGAAGAAGGUGGUACACAGAACAGCAACAGCAGAUGACAAAAAGCUCCAGUUCUCUUUAAAGAAGCUUGGUGUGAAUAAUAUUUCUGGUAUUGAAGAGGUCAACAUGUUCACAAACCAGGGAACAGUCAUCCAUUUUAAUAAUCCUAAAGUUCAGGCUUCACUUGCUGCAAAUACAUUUACGAUUACAGGACACGCAGAAACUAAACAACUGACUGAGAUGUUGCCCAGUAUCUUAAAUCAGCUUGGUGCUGAUAGCCUGACAAGUUUGAGGCGGUUGGCAGAAUCUCUACCUAAACAACCUGUGGACAGUAAAGCGCCACUUGCUUCUGGCGAGGAUGAUGAUGAUGAAGUUCCAGAUCUUGUUGAAAACUUUGAUGAGGCUUCAAAGGAUGAAGCAAACUGAAAUGAUGUUGAUACCCAAAGGAUGACGUGAAGCUGAAAUGGCUUUAGGGGGCUGCUAUCUAUUAGUUUUUUUGCUUUUGUAAUCUUACAUUUUUGUACUGUUACGCAUAUGUUUGCAGUCAUGUGGUGAUCCAUUUAUCCUGGUAUUUUUGUUACUUGUAGCAGCUCUAAUGCUGAAUUAGGUAAAUUGGGUGUUUACCAACCUGGUUAAAAUAGAAAUUCUGAACUGAAUUUGGCUCUGGAUUGGAGUGGAAAUAAAGAAGAAAAGCAUCUAUUUUGGUCUAUUUAAUUGUGGAUUGUAAAAAUAUGUGGAUAUCUAAAUCUGCUGAAAAAUCAAUGGCAAUUUUUACUUGGAAAACAUUUUGGAAGGUGGGAAUUAUUCCAAAAUCUGAGAUGAGGGCUUCUGAUUAUGAUCUGUUAUCUUUGUAAAAUAUUUUGCACCAGGCCUUCUGGUUUUGGAUUCCUAUUGAUUUCAUACUAGCAUUCCCUUUCACAAGUUCUUCUGUGGACUUGAAUAGAAAAUACGGAAACAACACUGGAGUGUGUAUUUUUGUUUUUUUGAGCUGUGAACUAUUCUGGCAUCAUGGCAUUAAAUCACCAGGAUUUAACAAAUGGAUUGUGAAAAGUGAUUUAUUUUAUAGCUACUUUCAAAGAACAUAACCGACAAUCCAAUAUGAUUUGUAUGUAAACAUUAAAAAUAAGCGAUUCUGAAUUAAAAUGUUAUUCAACUCCA